UGAAAGAAGAAUUGUAGACAUGAAAUAUUUUGGCGAGAUAUUUGACAAAGGGUGUAAAACAUGUAAACGACAUUUCUUAUUCAAGGAUAUUAUCUCAGAAAACAUUUAUGGACUUUGUUUAUUAGUGAAAUUUAAGUGUUCAAAAUGUCGACAGGAAACUACAAUUUCUACAUCGAAGGCUUCCGGAGAAACUGAUAAGACUUUGACAAAAUCUCCGUACUCAGUUAAUUUGAAAGCUGCAAUCGGUGAGAGUUUUAUAACAUCUUUUCUAAUAUUUAUGACUCCAUUAAUAGUUUAUUUACCUAUCUUUUGUACAUCUUUGUAAUUGUACUUCCUGUCUCUCCCAAAGGCUCUGAUAGUUGUACUACUUUGAAUCGUAUGGCUAUAUAUAAAGGAAACCCUGACUUACCAUGAAGUAAACCCUGAAUAACCAAUAAUGACAUACUGACCAGGAUUCGCACCGGGAAAAGGAAAUGUGGAAAUUACAGUCAAAGUCCGCUGACAGGAUAUAAAUCCGCAACCUUCGAUUUAGGAGUCAGAGGCUCUAUCUCUACACCACUGCGCCUCCCAAAAUGUUUUAGAUUUUUGUGUAUGAAGUUUUAGUUAAAUUCAUGAUUUUUUUAGAGCAAAUUUGAUUAUGUAAAACAAAUGAAAUUAAGAAAAUUAAAAAGAGCAUUUAUUGAAAUUGACAGUUCCCGAUCUAUCCGUAGGUACACAAAGAGUACGUUAAUUCACAAUUAUUGAAAUUAAUUUAAACAGGGAUGAUCCACGCUGGUAUAGGAGAAACACACAUGAAUGGCUUUCUUGUGACAUUAGGGAUACCACCAAUACACCAUAAAACAUUAAAAAAUCAUGAACGGAAAGUUGGAAAAGUUAUAGAGGAAAAUGCACGAGAUUCAUGUGCUUGGCAUGCGAAGAGGAAAAGACAGCAUCACAAGCUUGUAUGUUACCAGCGACUGUCACAGAACGAGGUGAUGGCUAUAACAUAAGAGACACGUUCCUGCAUGAACCAAAUAAUGAUCGGGUUGCAGCAGACGACAAAAGGGAUCUACGCAGCAGAUGACACCGACACUGAUCAAAUAACUUUUGAUGAGGCAAUGGCUAUGUUAGAAGAAUAUGACAGAGCCAGCGCAUCAAAUGAGAUUCAGAAUACAGACCGAGCAGAGGGACAGUCAUCCCCUCACAUCUCUGCAUUAAACGAAGAUACAUCAAAGAAUAUGGUAGAGAUGGAGACUUUGCAGAAAGACCAAGUUGAAGUUGUUAGCCAAGACGCAGCAUGGUCAAAACGUGGCCGCGGAAUGAACAGUUUAUCAGGUUAUGGAAAACUAUUCGACAUGAGAAUCUUGGUAUAAAGUUGUAUUAAAGCCGGAUGUCUGGACGAGCUAUCUGAACAGAUUUAUGGAUUUGUUGACACUUUACCUUUGUUUAGAUCUAUAACAGAAAAAGGAGUUUCAGCAUCGCUAGUAAAUAUAUAUCAGAGGGAGUUCGGCUGUAAAUACAACGCACAGGACUCAUGUAAAGAUACGCAAGCACUUAUGCAUUUGUUUUACCACAAAAGUCUCGAACAAAGAGCAUCAUCUUCUUUCAUAAAAUUUGAUCAUGCUUUGAAAUAUUUAAAAAUGUAAGUGUUGUUAAAAGAAAUCGCAACCAAAUUGAGCGUAAACUCUGUGCGGAGAACAAAAUAAUUUCCAAGUAUUUAGCAAGGAAAAUAGCUGUCACCGGACUUUCCUAUGAUCAUUUUCAGCUAUCAUUUGCAAGGGAUUGUGUGAAUGGCUUGCGGUAUGUAUUAGGAGAAAAGGUUAACGGUAAAGCGAGAGUAACCGAAAAGAAACUGUUAUUCGAGCUUUGAAUUUGCAUUUUGAAAACAUCAAUAGGAAAUAGUGGGUAGUAUAAAACAUAUAUUGUGUCAAAAAAGUGUUUUCCUUUCACCAUUAAUGGUAUCUGCAGUUCAGAUCGACUGUAUCAUGCAAAUUUCUUAUAAUAAAAACAUAUUGUUUUUAACUAAAAAUACUGUCUCUAAAAUUAACGAACGUGACUUGUGAAAGCUGAAAACAUAUAAUUUAAACGCUAACGUCGCAUAGCCUCAAACCAUAUAGGGGUAGGGGUAAAAUAACGCAAAAUAUUGAAAAAUAUAAGUCGGUGACCCCUAAUUAUCUUUGUGUCGGCUAAAAGUACAAAUACCGUUAAACAACAUUUCAAAGUUAUACGUUUUUUUAUCGAGCCAAUUUUUCACAAAUUUGAUUUUAACGCAAAAUUUGCAGCAAAACUCGAUGCGAGUUUUUCCGUUUUGACGUGACCAUUUCGUCUCUGACGUCUUAAGCGUCAAUCUUUUUUCGCUAAAUUUUAUACCAUCGAGUGGCAUUUUCUGCAUGCAAAGUGACAACUAUUUUGUAUUUUUCAUUUCUGUGACAUUCAGAGCGCAGGAAAGGAAAAAUGCCGUGAGCACUCGGAGCUGGGCGUUGCACGAAAAGCGACGUCAGGGGCCAUGUUUGUGACACAAUAGGAAAAACCUAGAACAAAAUGGCAUCAAAAUAAAAUCGGUACUCAAUCGCAUAUAUCCUGAAUUUUUUACAGUAUAAAUUUCAGGACGAAAUUCGGAAAAAAAUUUUG
Mercenaria mercenaria is the source of this 2610-nucleotide messenger RNA. RefSeq lists its product as uncharacterized. Lineage: Eukaryota; Metazoa; Mollusca; Bivalvia; Venerida; Veneridae. The record is from RefSeq and is a predicted model, not a curated record. The transcript has 3 exons. Bases 1005 to 1352 code for a protein of 115 amino acids.